CCGGGGAAGGUGGCUGCCGAGGUGGGCGGGGAGGUCAGGUGACCCAGCCGGCGGCCCAAGAUGGCGGCUGCGACGGUGUCCCGGAGGCCGGGGCGGCAAGCCGGCUGCUAAGGCAACUGCGGGCCACUGGCUAGGGCCGGGCCGGACUGACGACCGGGGGACUAGCGGCCGCCGCUUCUGUGCGCCCCGUGGCUGGGGCUGGGCCGUGUGGCGGCGGCGCCGGCGCCGGGGAUGCUCGUGCUGGACCGGGCCUCUCCCUUCUCAACUUAGGGCGGAGGCGGGCCCGUGCUCCCGGCUCCCAGGCCAUGGCGCUGAGGGAACUCAAAGUGUGUCUGCUGGGGGAUACAGGUGUAGGUAAAUCAAGUAUUGUGUGGAGGUUUGUGGAAGACAGUUUCGAUCCGAACAUCAACCCAACAAUAGGGGCAUCUUUUAUGACCAAGACUGUCCAGUACCAAAAUGAGCUACAUAAAUUCCUAAUCUGGGAUACAGCUGGACAAGAACGAUUUCGUGCCUUAGCACCAAUGUACUACCGAGGAUCAGCUGCAGCUAUAAUUGUUUAUGAUAUCACAAAAGAAGAGACAUUUUCAACAUUAAAAAACUGGGUAAAGGAGCUUCGGCAGCACGGCCCACCUAAUAUUGUAGUUGCCAUUGCAGGAAAUAAGUGUGAUCUUAUCGAUGUCAGAGAAGUCAUGGAGAGAGAUGCUAAGGACUACGCUGACUCCAUUCAUGCGAUUUUUGUAGAAACCAGUGCAAAAAAUGCGAUAAACAUAAAUGAACUCUUUAUAGAGAUUAGUCGAAGAAUUCCGUCCAGUGACGCCAAUCCACCAUCUGGCGGUAAAGGCUUCAAACUCCGAAGACCGCCGUCAGAGCCAAAGCGAAACUGCUGUUGAUGGGCCCCAGCCGCUCAGCCUUGGUGAAGAAGCAGGUGUGCCUGAAGUUGGCAGGAGGGCUGCAGACCCUGCUGAGCUGCUCUGAGUCUUCUUCAUACUAAAAGGACUCGCAGAAAUUGACCAGUGGUGUUCUUUGCAGACUGCAGUAGUAUAUUUCAGUCUGCGGACUUGUAUUGUGUCGAGAAUCUCUGGUAUACAAAGGGACUACAUCAUUGGCUUUUGACCUUGCUGAAAGGAACAUCUAAUUGUAUGGAUGGUAGGAUUAAAUUGCUGAGUAGUUUUGUAAUCAGGAUUUUAUGUAACAUUUGUAAAGGGAAAAUGAGCACUUUCAUGGUCUGUGAGGAGGAAAAAAGACUUUGUAGAGAUUAUCAUUUCCAUGGUUUCCCAUUGCCACUGUUACAGGGAACUGUAUCAUUUAAAAUGUGGGAGAAUUUUGCAAGUGGAGAGCUGGCAGCAAUUAUUUUAAAAUAAAAUGGAUUAUUUAUAGGAUGGAUGGAGACAGUUCCAUCUCUGAAGCACUUUCCUCAAGUGUGCGAACCUAAGAUAUGUGCAGUCAGCUGACCCCAUAGUGGCCACUACCCCCUCGCCCUGGGUUUGCCUCUGACUCUGUCAUGUAUCUGGCACCACGCGCAUUGUUGGCGCCUCUUUACAUAAGCUCUCAUGAGCACGGUGGUGGUAGGAAGCUGCCUGGAAGAAAUCAAACUGCAUACGUUCUAAGCUGACUCACAUAAAAAAGAAGACAAACAGAAAAAGGAAGUAAUAUAAAUGCUGUCAAUUUUUUAUUUAACCCAAGUAUUUUGGUGGGGAAAAUAAGUUGCUUAGCAUAUGUAAAGUUAUAGUCUAUAUUUAUGAGACCAUUGCUUAAAGAUUAUAUGUAAAUACAUUAAUAAAUUGUUUCAGUCAACACUCCAUCUGGUCUUGCAUAUGCCCACCCAUUUUUCAGCCUGUCUGUGGGAUAGUUUGAGGCCCAUGGAUUCUGUGCUGAGAAAUAAGGGCAUUUAGCUCGCCAUCCUUCAUGGCUUCUCUGCCCUCCUUUCCAUCUGCCUUUCUUCCCUCCACUUCCCAUCUGGAAAUGAUAAUCAAAGACAUGUGCUGCUUUAAGCCUGACUAGUCCUUCCUACUCUGGGGUACAAGAGUAAGCUCUAAACUCAAGUCAUUUACUUGGUUUUGGUAAUAAGUUUCUUUUAGCUUUUACAGAGACCUCAGACCAACUGUUUUAAGAGCACUUUCCUUGUUAACAAUUUAGCUUGUCUCUCUGUUUCCUUUAUUUUCCCCUGCUUCUGUUAGUGGUUAACACUCUUUUCCCCUCAGGGAGCCUAAUGAGGUUUUUAAUAUAAUCUAAAAAUAAAGCACCGAAGUGAAGUUGGUGAAAAUUUGUUCCUGGUCUAAUUUGGCACCCUUCCAACCUGAGUAUUUUAAGAGAAGGAAAUUUACAAGAUUAAAUAGGAAAUGAAACAGCUUGAAUUUCAAACUAAAUUGUGUUUUCAGAGCUGUCCUUAAACUGAACAGUCAAAACUUUUAAAAAUAAAUUAUUUCUUUGCCCACCCCCCCUCACUUUAUAUGGCUAGCUUUCAGUGGGAAAAUUAUAGCUCAGAUUAAGUAAAAAAUGAGACUUUUUCCUGGUUGUAUGGCUUAAGCAUUUAUCAAAAGAAUAUAGUAAAUGAAAAUUCUAAUACUGUUUAAGUACAUAUAGACUCAGUAUCUUCCCAGCAAAGUGUUUCCAAGCAAGCAUCAAAUUAGCGAAGUAGGAGAGAAACCGUGUGACUCCCAGAGCUGCGCUCUUUAUCCCUGAAGGUGGCUUGCUUACACUUCAGGUACCUUCAGAGGUUCCUGAGCAUGCAGGCACCACCUUAGUCUGGCCUUAGCAUUCCCACUGCUAGGCCUCUAUCUCCAUGACAACAAAACAAAAACAAAGGUUUCUUGACUCACUACAGAAGAGGCCGUGCUGAUGUGGCCUUUCCUGCCUUCUUUCACAGGGAAACAACACAAAUUUAUGACCUUCACCAAACCCGCCAAUAGAUGCUGGUAAUUACCUGAUGCCUCUGCACACAGGUAAAUGCAGGGUCUUCUGAGCCUCCUCUGAACACCUGCAUGAUGUUCUAUCCCGCUGCAGGGCCGUCUCAUCGGCCCUCUGCAGCUGGUCUCUUGCCGGUUCCUCUUGCUGACCUGCACACCCCGUCCAUGUGCAGGGAAUGACUGCCUGACCACAGCUGCACGUCUGGUGAAGGCACGGGUGGCGUGCAUGGAGCUUGCACUCGUGCAUUUCUAGGAUUCUUUGUCCUCAUUUUCUUCAGUCCAUCCAAGAAGUACGCAGGGCACUAUUGCUCUUAUUGUUUCAUUCUAAUGCUUCACGAUGAAAUUUGAUUUGUAGCUCCUGUCCAUAACUCAUACUCAGUGAAAACGGGGGAAAGCUCUUCACUUACCUUGUGUCUAAAAUGCACGCUUGGUUAUUAAAGUCAAACCAUUGCUUUAUUUUAAACGUUUUGGAUUAACCUAAGCAGUAAUCAAAAAUUAUGAGAAAAAUCUAGACUUCAAAGGAAUUGAGACACAGCCUAUCUAUAAAAAUCUUUUGGUUCCUCAAUCAUACAGCCAUUUUUAAAAAAAAACUUUGGGGACUGAACAGAAGGAAAAAAUCAUUAAUUAGCUGCAAGUGUGUAUUGAUUCUUUUCAGAGAAAUUGAAAUAAGCUCUUUGCAGGUGUCCAAUCCUAAAAACUGUUGGUCUCCAGAUCUCUCCUUUUGCAUAAGUGUUUUUCUGAUUCUGUGAUAACUAAUUAACUAUCAUGUGAUUAAAAGAAUAUAAAGUAAGAGUAUGAUUAAGUGUCCUUCAUUUUAGACUCUCUGUAAGAAGUGAUUGGGGAGAAGUACCUACUGCAGGCCCUUCUGUUUCUAAGUGAAGCCUCUGUCACCUGCUUGUCAGCCAUCGGCACGACAGGCUCUGUGCAGAGCAGCUGCCAGAUUUAUUCCUUUCAAAAUAACAUGCAUUCUUGUUCCCUGUUUGUGCUGCCUUCUCUCUCAUCGUGCUCCUAUUUCCUGGACACCUGCCUGUGUCUGACAGGACCCAGCCUUUUAUAUUAGAGACGUGAUCUAGUUAAUUUGGCCAGUGUCCUUCUCAGGUUAUCAGUUCUCUUUGUUUUUAAAUAAAGGGAAAGAAAAAUCACAUUUAAUUUGAAAACUUCUCUUUUAUAUCAAUUUCUUGUCUCCAGGAAAAAAAUACAUCUAGGAGGCUUCCUAAAACUCCAAGAGCUAUAGUAAUGAAAAUGUCCUUUGCAUAACUAUUUCAUGGCUUUCCUGGAACUGUCAGCCUAGGAUGUGUGUUUUUAUGUCCUUGAGUUGAAAUGGGCAGGGCAGGUUCGUAUUAACGCUCUGCUAAUUGGUAGGUUGGCCUCCAAAAGGCAUUUGUUCAGUUGGUUAUACACAUCUUUUAUAUGCUAAGAUUGGAUUGCAGAGAACUGUAUAAAUUCUGUUUAUCACUUUUUCACUCAUCCUCAGGACAAGGACGUGAUGCAUGGGCCCUUAGCUCACGCGCUAUAGGCGCACAGUGCGUUAUUUCUGUAACAGAUGAGCCCUAAACUCCAGCUGUCUUUGUAAGACCUGUGUAAAUAAUGCGAGAAUUAUUUUUUUUCCAGAGAAAAGUUACUGGAAAUCCCUUAGCUUUGUCUGUACUAAAUACCAGCUUUAGAGCAUUUGGAGAAAUGACAGCCCAUGUACUCUGGCCAGCUCUCCUUACUGAACUCAUUAGACUGUGAAUGUCCACCCUGACUGACAAUAGAAACCUAGAUAGCGUAAAUUACUUCAAUUUGUUUUAAAGGGAAGAGCAACCCAGUUUUUAUUCACUGUCUGAUUUUUAAGAGGUUCUUUACCUUUUAAUGGUUAAUAGUGUUUUAAAGGAAGAAAUGGGAUGUGUCUUCAGGGACCCAGCUGUUAACUCUAAAGCUGCCUUCAGUUAGCUUGGGCCAUUAAAAAAAAAGCUUAUUAGGGGUCAGUAGGGCUCGGUGGUAGAGCUCUAGCCUCGCAUGUGCAAAGCCCUGAGUUCUGUCCCCAGCACUGCAAAAAAAGAAAAAAAAAUAUUUUUUUAAUGAUUCAAAGUUAUGUUAGGAUAUUAAGUUUAUUUGAAAAAAGAAUUCCUAGCAAAAAAUUAUAUAAGAGAUAAACAGUAUACUGUAUAGUUUUAGAAAAGGGAAGCGAGGGUGGAAUUUAGCCUAGGACUUAAAAAACAAUCUCUGCAAAUUUCUUCUGACAGCAGAGUUGCUUGUCUUGACUUCCAGUAAUAGAAAACCAGGCAAUUUGAUUAUCUGAUUUGCAAGAAAUGUUAAUGAAAUUCCAGGACAUUUGUCCUGUUUUAUGUGCAAAUGAAAGUCUAAAAAAUAUUAGAAAGGCAUUACAUUUUUCACGAGCCUCCAUUUUUUUCAUCUAAGAGAAUGAAAAGUGAGAGGCCUGUUGUGAUGCAGUUUCAUUAGACAUAAUGAGGAAAGUGAAUAAAUAGAACCCCACAUCACCAUAUUUCUCCAUUCAGACUUCAGGACUCUCUUAGCACAUAGGAAAAUGAUUUACUUUCUAAAUCUAGAAGGACUUCCAGUCGCAUAGAUCAAAUUUAAUUUGAUGAUCUGUACCAUCAGAAAUAACUAAUAUCUGUGUUCUUUCCUUUCAGAGUAUAAUCAGUUAUAGAUAUGCUAGAAUAUUUUUGGCUUCAAAACAAAAGGAGUUAGAAGUUUAAUUUUAAAAAUCUCAAACCUUUCAUCUGUUUUAUUAUGUUGAGCAUUUUCAAUAGUAAGAUUAGGAUAUACCAACAGUAGAUGGUGAAAUUAAAAUCAUGAUGUGUAACAGAUUUAAUACAAAAAAUUUAAUUUGUUGCUAGUUCAUUUGAGAUCUGUGUGAUACCCAGUGCCUCAUCAAAAUGCUUCAUAAUUACAGUAAAAUUCUGGGUAGCUUUCCACGAAGGAAAGCGCAGGUACCGUGUCCUUUCUGCCAAUUAAUGAGAAGUCUUAAGACAGUAAUUUUUUGAGAGAACCUUUAGUUGAUAGUUUUAUACUGCAGAUCUUAAAGCCCUCCUUAAUCAUGCAGUAGAAACAAAACAUGCUGGUGUUAUCAAAGCUACUUCAUUCAGGAACUUUACAGUGAUUAAGGAAAGAUUAAUGCAAAACUUUGGAGGAAAUCAGCUUUAAAAUAGCAUUUUGUGUAGGGGGCCAGGAAAAGUUGUCACAGAAACCCCUGAAGCAUUUGAAGUCAUGUGGAGGAGCUGGAUCUCCCUCUUCCCCCAGCCCAGCUCAGCCGACUGGCCCCCAGCUGGAGUAGGGCCCGCUGCAGUAAUGCCACUCGGGAGUACCGUCAGCCCCUCUACCAAGGGUCAUGUCUGAAGGUAGCCUUAAGGCUUCAAUCUAAUAGAUUUAUCUAUAUGAAAUUAUUUCAGAGUUCAUGAAUUUUUUUCUUACCUUAGAUCAUAGACAAUUUCAGAGGAACCAGUCAAUAAGAGUAGGGAAAAGUCACUGGCAGCUGGCCAGUCAGAAUAGCUGACUAGAGGCUCAGUUUCUAAGCCCUUUUUUGUUCCUGUAGACAGAGCAGGUUUGGGGUUUUGCCCUGGAGGAGGUUUGGGGUCUUGUUUUGUGGUGGCUGUUGUUUUGCCAUCCUCCAGCUCAACCUUCCCAUCAUUUCUCUUGAUGGGUCAAUCAUUGGUCGUUCCUCUGACCUUGAGCAUUUGCUCCUGCCUGCUCUGUAGUUGAAGCAGGCUUCUUACCUUUCUCCCUUUACUCUUCUCAGCUUCCUGAAGGCUUUCCCCUAGAGACAUGCUGCCCCUGUGACAUGCGUCCAUUGGCCUUCUGUGGUUGCAGUGCCAGGGUUGGCCCACUGUGCAGCUAGGGAGCCACGCUACAUGGAGCACAGUGAGAAAUACAAAGGCCAGCUUAGGCGAAGAACUGCAGGACCUCCAGAGGGGAAGGGGCAGCCUGCACGUUCAGUGGGAAUGCAGCUGAUUGCCAAAAUGCUUUUCAUCCAUGAUACAGUAAUUAGCUUAAAUGUUGGAACUUCGCUGUUUUAAUAGAGCAUCUGUCAAAGUUUGUAAAAGUCUAGAACAGAAACAGCUAUGGAGAUAAGCCUAGACAUU
This is a messenger RNA of Octodon degus (degu), 6988 nucleotides long. It is a transcript of the gene Rab22a, whose product is annotated as RAB22A, member RAS oncogene family. The record is from RefSeq and is a predicted model, not a curated record. NCBI's taxonomy places the organism in Eukaryota, Metazoa, Chordata, Mammalia, Rodentia, Octodontidae. The coding region runs from base 306 to 890 and encodes 194 amino acids. The transcript is spliced from 7 exons. Gene Ontology annotation, molecular function: GTP binding; GTPase activity.